UCGGGAAUCGUCAUCUUCGUCUAUAAGGCUAGAUGUCAAAAUUAUUUUCAGUUAAGACCUGAGAAAUACACAUAUUAUUAUUCAUUUAUCCACAAAUAUUGGAAAUUCUGUUAAGAGUAAUAUAUAAAUUCAUGGGUUUACUAUAGCUUUUGGUUGGAACAGUGAUUGAUUGGCUUUAUGGAUUUGUGAACCUGUCAGUUUUGAUAAUUUAGGCUAGUGUUAACAUGACUGAGAUGAUGAUCUCCCGAAUAGUUAUUCUCUUUGUGUUCAGCCUAAAACUAUCCUCAUGUUUCUACAUACCUGGUGUCGCACCAGUUGAGUUUAAGAAAGGUGACCGUAUUGAAGUAAGAGCAGUGAAGAUGACCAGCGUGCAGACUCAGUUACCAUUUGAAUACUACUCUCUACCAUUCUGCCCACCGAAAAACAGAACAUACAACUACAAGUCUGAAAACUUGGGUGAGGUCCUGAGAGGCGAUCGUAUUGUCAACACACCGUAUGAGGUUCGGAUGGCAGAAGACGUAAGCUGUCGGCUGUUGUGUCACUCCCCUGGCAACCCAAUGCACUGGUCUUACGAAGACCAGCUCAAAGUCAUGUAUCGGAUACGCCAUGAGUACAAUGUCCAUCUCCUAGUAGACAACCUACCCUGUGCGACAAAAACGAUCAACACCGAAACAAACGAGAUACAACAUGAGCCCGGGUAUCGUCUGGGCACCACCUCCAACGGACGAGCGUUCAUCAACAAUCAUUUGAAACUUAUUCUCCUCUACCACACUGUCAAUGAGGAGACGUUCAGAGUGGUCGGGUUUGAGGUUGAGGCGAGCAGUGUGGACUUGUCAGCGUUGCAGUUUGACUCGGGCUCCAACAACUGUGUGUUCCCGACCGAGGGCAUCGUCAAACCUCAGGAGAUUGGGGCUAGCCAAGACUCACUCAGCCUACAGUUCACUUACUCAGUACAGUGGAUGGCCUCAGACAUCAGCUGGGCCUCCAGAUGGGACAUCUACCUCGGCAUGUCAGACGUUCAAAUCCACUGGUUCUCCAUCAUCAACUCUCUUGUUGUCGUCUUCUUCCUAUCCGGUAUACUGACGAUGAUCAUGGUUCGCACAUUACGUCGAGACAUCGCGAGGUACAACUCUGACGAGGGUAUUGAGGAGGCGUUGGAAGAGUCGGGGUGGAAGCUCGUCCAUGGAGAUGUAUUUAGGCCUCCGAGACAUCCAAGGUUAUUUGCCGCUGUCAUCGGCUCUGGCAUACAGAUAUUCUUCAUGGCACUCAUCACUAUUUUCUUCGCCAUGUUGGGAAUGCUGUCACCAGCCUCAAGAGGAGCUCUUAUGACUGCCGCCAUUUUUCUGUACGUCUUCAUGGGGCUCAUAGCAGGCUACAUAUCUGCCAGACUUUACAAAACUAUCAAAGGCCGCAAGUGGAAAAGGGCUGCGUUUUUGACAGCCACACUCUACCCGGCUGUAGUGUUUGGGACAGGGUUCGUCCUCAACUUUUUCAUCUGGGGUAAGAACUCCAGCGGGGCAGUGCCGUUCUCUACGAUGUUGUCACUGCUGCUGCUCUGGUUCGGCAUUUCUCUGCCGCUUGUGUACCUCGGCUACUACUUUGGCUAUCGCAAGCAGCCGUUCCAACAUCCCGUACGCACCAAUCAGAUCCCCCGACAGGUGCCAGACCAACUGUGGUACAUGAACCCGAUGCUGUGUACUCUGAUGGCUGGAGUGUUGCCAUUCGGAGCCAUCUUCAUCGAGCUGUUCUUCAUCUUGACGGCUAUAUGGCAGAACCAGUUCUACUACUUGUUUGGCUUCCUGUUCCUCGUGUUCAUUAUCUUGGUCAUCUCCUGUUCCCAGAUCUCCAUAGUCAUGGUGUACUUCCAGCUGUGUGGCGAGGACUACCACUGGUGGUGGCGUUCACUCCUUGUAUCGGGUGGAUCUGCUGUCUACGUCCUCGGAUACUCUAUCUUCUACUUCAUGACCAAGUUGGAGAUUACCGAGUUCAUCCCUACCCUCCUCUACUUCGGUUACACAAGUCUAAUGGUUCUGACGUUCUGGCUGCUCACGGGGACUAUCGGGUUCUUCGCAGCCUACGCCUUCGUCAUGAAGAUCUACGGCGCAGUCAAGAUUGACUAAGCCUACCCAACGUCUGUGAUCUAGUGAGAAUGAUUCAAGCUGUUUUGUCAUAGUUGUACAGUCUAGGAUUUGUUUUCUAGUGGUUUGAUUGACAUAUUCCUUAUCCACAAAAAAAUUAUGGAGUUGUAAAAUUGUAUAUUUUCUUUUUGUGGAAACAUUUUGUUGGAUCUGCUAUAAUUUGUGUUUUGUAAGGGAUUACUUAACAAACUCACUGUCAUGACAAGAUAAAAGGAUUACUAUUAUUGUAAUUAUAACUGUCUACUGUAAAAUCCAACUUAAUUUUAUUUAAAAAAAUCUUUUUUGAAUUAAUUUUCCUAGGGACAGGUUUUAAAUCUCUAGACUGUCCAAUUUUUCAAAGUGGCUUGUUUCCAUUCAUCUAAUAAAAUUUGUAAAUAGAUAAAGUAAUUUUUAUAAUCAUCACCUCAUAUUUACCAUUUUGUAAAUAAUUUUCGUCUUAGUUAUUUAUCAGUGUAUUGUCUACUUUAAGCUACUGUAGAUCGCAUUUAUGUGCACAUUUUUCCUGUGAGAUAGCUGUAUUUAUGUAUAAAUAUUUAAGUAAUAUUUUUCAGCAGUUAAAUGUUUGUAUUUCUGCUGAAAAAAUAUUCCCCCUUUUCUGUGCAGCUGUGUAUAGAUCAAGCUAAGUGUUGUUAUUUUUUAUUAGCAGAUAAGCCGCAUGAUUUUAUCAUCUCAAUAACCAUAUCUGUGUUGUUUGGUGUACAAACAAUUUUUUUACUGGUGCUGAAAUUGUAAAAAGUAUAAAUUUGUUGUGUACAAAAAUAGUAAAAAAGUUUUUGUGAAUUUAGCAGGACGAUUUUUUGUUUGUUUUUAUAAAUGCUCCAUUAUUGUUUGACAAAUAUAUUUAACCAUUUCGAAUAUA
This is a messenger RNA of Macrosteles quadrilineatus (aster leafhopper), 2997 nucleotides long. RefSeq names its product transmembrane 9 superfamily member 4 (gene TM9SF4). The record is from RefSeq and is a predicted model, not a curated record. Gene Ontology annotation, cellular component: membrane. NCBI's taxonomy places the organism in Eukaryota, Metazoa, Arthropoda, Insecta, Hemiptera, Cicadellidae. The transcript has 11 exons. The coding region runs from base 225 to 2120 and encodes 631 amino acids. Gene Ontology annotation, biological process: protein localization to membrane.